Molecule: messenger RNA, 1605 nt
Organism: Prosopis cineraria
Lineage: Eukaryota; Viridiplantae; Streptophyta; Magnoliopsida; Fabales; Fabaceae
Product: vinorine synthase-like
Exons: 1
Coding region: 101-1399 (432 amino acids)
Source: RefSeq, a predicted model, not a curated record
UUGACGAUGGCAACUUCUCGUCCAUAGAGUUAUAUCAUAAAAGAACUGCUUGGGCAAUAAUUAGAAGCAAGACGGUAAGGAGAAGAGAAGCACCGAGAAAAUGAGUCUGCAAGUUGAAGUAAUCUCUCGAGAAAUGGUGAAACCAUCAUCUUCUACACCUCAACAUCUUCGCGAUUACCCUCUCUCCUUCAUCGACCAGAUAACUCCCCAAAUCAACAAUUCUAUGGUCUAUUUCUUCGAGGCCGAUGAUAAUGCCGCACACAAAUUGAGCAUCAACGAAGCUUCCGAUCUUCUCAAGAAAUCGUUAUCUCAUGUCUUAACUCACUUCUACCCACUCGCCGGAAGACUCAUCACCAAGAACUUACUCGUAGACUGCAACGACGAGGGUGUCCCUUACGUGGAAACGAGAGUCAGGUGCCAUCUCCGCCACAUCAUCGACAGCCCCUCUACUGCUGACGUCAGCAAGCUGCUUCCCUACGACAUGGAUGAAAUCGUCGACACCGUCCUAGGUGUCCAGUUCAACGUCUUUGAUUGCGGCGGAAUGGCAGUUGGUGUCAGUCUCUCCCACAAGAUUGCUGAUGCGAUGUCGUAUUUCCAGUUCAUCAAGAGCUGGGCAGCCAUGACACGUGGCGAACCAGAACCAAUCAGAACCCACUUUCAAUCCUCCUCACUCUUCCCUCCAAAAGACGUGUUUGGAUACGACCCGAAUUCACACAUCGGGCAACACAAAGUCGUUUGCAAGAGGUUCGUAUUUGAAGCAUCCGUAAUAGAAUCUCUGAGAACAAAAUAUUCCAAGAAGGUUCAAGAAGGCCAAAAACCACCUUCAAGGGUCGAAGUGUUAUCAACUUUCCUAUUGAACAGGUUCGCUGCUGCUACAAAAGAUCAUGAAGGGGGCAAUAAUAAGAUUCACUUGGUGACAUCUACAAUGAAUCUACGCCCAAGGAUGGAGCCUCCAUUGCCAGAAUAUGCGUUCGGGAACUAUUACUGGUAUGUUCAAACGUUUCCAACGUUGGACGGGAAAGGAGAGUGCAAUGACCUAGGAAGACAGCUACGAGAAGAGCUACGUAAAGUGGACAAUGAUUUUAUUGAGAGGCUUCGAGAAAGCAAAGAAUGGAACCCUAAUACAGAAGAGAUGGGCAGAGCAAUUGAGAAAGGAGAGUUGGUGCUAGUUACUUUCACUUCACUUUGUAGGUUUCCGGUGUACGAGCUUGAUUUUGGUUGGGGGAAUCCAGCGUGGAUCGGACCGCCUACGUGGAAAUUCAAGAAUGUGAUUGCUCUUAAAGACACCAAGUCUGGUGGUGGCAUUGAAGCUUAUGUCAACAUGACAGAGGAUGACAUGGCUAAAUUUGAACGGGACGAGGAAGUUCUUGCUCAUGCUUCUACCAAGUGGUUCAAAUAAUUAAUGUCACACCAAUGUUAUAAUCGUAUGUCUUGGGUUUUCUUUUUCUUUUUUUCCUUUAAUUGUUACCGUUCACGUACUGUGAUCUUGUCAAUUGUCUACCGUCAUAUGCGUUAUUGAAAGCUUAUCUUUUAAUCGCUGAAUUGAUUAGUGAAAGUUAGGGGUUUGCUUUUCUGAUUAAAAUAAAGAUUGCAAGUUGUUGAAUA